This is a messenger RNA of Penicillium brevicompactum, 300 nucleotides long. RefSeq names its product 60S ribosomal eL38 domain-containing protein. Lineage: Eukaryota; Fungi; Ascomycota; Eurotiomycetes; Eurotiales; Aspergillaceae. Gene Ontology annotation, biological process: translation; protein-RNA complex assembly. The transcript is spliced from 2 exons. Gene Ontology annotation, molecular function: structural constituent of ribosome. Bases 1 to 300 code for a protein of 99 amino acids. The record is from RefSeq and is a predicted model, not a curated record. Gene Ontology annotation, cellular component: cytosolic large ribosomal subunit; ribosome.
AUGCCUUCCGAAGUCUCCGAUAUCAAGCAGUUCAUUGAGAUCUGCCGCCGCAAGGACGCCUCCUGUACGUUGCGCCAAAAUCGAUACCGCCGACCGCCGACUGGGAGAUAUAUGCUGACUGUUUACUUUUUAGCUGCCGGUAUCAAGAAGAACCGCAAGACCCAGCAGACCAAGUUCAAGGUCCGCUGCUCCACCAACCUCUACACCCUUGUCCUCAAGGACUCCGACAAGGCCGACAAGCUCAAGCAGUCUCUCCCCCUGGUCGUCGACGUCUCCAAGGGCACCAAGAAGUCCAACUAA